AUGCCACACUUAAUCAAUUUUCCCUUUGAAAUUAUCGUUGAAAUAUGUUCAUACAUCGAUUUAUAUUCACUUAACGCAUUAGCUCUUUCUUGCAAAGACUUGACAUUCAUUCUUAAACAUCCUCCUCUGUGGCGCCACAUUCGUUUCAUAAAUCUUGAAGAACAAAAUCAAAUUGAAAGUCAAUUUUUAUCCCCUCUUAAAUAUAAAGCUUUCAAAAUUCCUUAUAAAUUGUCUCGCAUCGAUGAUAGGCGUGCUCGUCAACUUCUUAACAUGUUACAAAGGAAUAACUUGUCGUCUGUGGUUUGUUCUAUAAACUUUGACUUCACGUCUAUUAACUGUACUUCAAUUUGGGAGUCUAUAAACGGGUUUCUAAAUCUUGAAGAAAUAAGUUGUCGUGGUUGUUUAAAUCUUUCUUUACGUGACUUGGGUACGGCUCUAACUUGGUUUGAACCAUUAGUACCAGUAUUAAAAUUAAGAAAAUUACAAGUACUUUGGUGUAAAGAUAUGAGUCCAAGAACAAUUAUGAGACAACGCUUAUAUGUGAAUGAUGUAAGUGACUAUUAUAGUAACGUGAUAUUCGGUUUUUUGAAAGCUUUGAAACAAUUGAAAACUGAGAGGCCAAUACUACUUGAUGUUGAUACAUGCGGAAUGUGUAGAACAAAUGUAACUAUUACUAUUCCAUGUUCAAAUUGCAAAAUUCAAAGAAGCUUUUGUGUGAGCUGUGAUUUGGAUCGUGGAUGUUUAGAUUGUUUUAGAUUUUAUUGCGGUACCGAUUCAUGCAAACCAUCAUCGUCGUCAUCACAUGUAGAUCCAUUUUUGGCGCCUGGUAAAGGUAGUGGUGGAAAAAGUAUCGCCAUAUGUGAUAUAUGUCAUGGAGGUUCGUAA
This is a messenger RNA of Dentiscutata erythropus, 885 nucleotides long. Lineage: Eukaryota; Fungi; Glomeromycota; Glomeromycetes; Diversisporales; Gigasporaceae. The record is from the annotation of a GenBank genome assembly.